AUGUUGGUUCUCUUCGAGACGCCGGCGGGCUACGCCUUGUUCAAGAUGACUAACGAGUCCAUCCUCAAGGACGCGGACGGCAUCUACGACGAGUUCUCCACCCCCGAGAAGGCGGCGGAAUCCGUCAAGCUGAAGGCGUUCAUGACUUUCGCAGACACGGCGGACGCCGUCGCGGCAUCUACGGAGAUGAUCGACAGCAAGAUGGGCAAGAGCCUCAAGAAGUUUCUGACGAAAAACAUCGUCAAGAAGGAGCUCAAGGAUAAGCUCGCGGUGUCGGACUCGAAGCUCGCGAACGCCAUCAAGGACAAGCUGUCCAUCAAGUGCGUCAACGACUCGGGCGUCAUGGAGCUCAUGCGAGGGAUCAGGGGCCAGCUGGACGGACUGCUUACCUCCGUCGGCGACGACAACCUCAAGGCGAUGCGCCUGGGUCUCAGCCACUCGCUCUCCCGGUACAAGCUCAAGUUCUCGGCGGACAAGGUGGACACGAUGAUCGUGCAGGCGAUUGGACUCCUCGACGAGCUGGACAAGGAGAUCAACACCUACGCCAUGCGCGUCAAGGAGUGGUUCGGAUGGCACUUCCCGGAAAUGGCGAAGAUCAUCAAUGACAACAUGAUGUACGCCAAGGUGGUGGUGAGAAUGGGGGUCCGGACGGAGUGCAAGAACUGCGACUUCAGCGACAUCAUGGAGGACGAGGACAUGGUGAAGGACUUGAAGGAGGCCGCGGAAGUUAGCAUGGGUACGGAGAUCACCAUGAUCGACAUCGUCAGCAUCAAGUCGUUGGCGGAUCAGGUGGUAGCGCUGUCGGAAUACCGGUUGCAGCUCUCGGAGUACCUCCGAAGCCGUAUGCAGGCCAUCGCGCCGAAUCUGACCAUCAUGGUCGGCGAGCUUGUCGGAGCGAGGCUCAUCGCGCACGCGGGGUCGUUGAUCAACCUCGCCAAGCAGCCCGCGUCCACGGUGCAGAUCCUCGGGGCCGAGAAGGCUCUCUUCCGCGCGCUCAAGACGAAGCACGACACGCCCAAGUACGGGCUGAUCUACCACGCUAGCUUGAUCGGACAGGCGGCCCCCAAGAACAAGGGAAAGAUCUCGAGGGUGCUCGCGGCCAAGUGCGCGCUGGCCAUCCGCGUGGACGCUCUCGCGGACGAGACGGACACGACCAUCGGGAUCGAGAGCCGUUCCAAGGUGGAGAUGCGACUCCGGCAGCUUGAAGGAGGGGCGCGAUUGUUGGAGGCGGCGCCGAAGACGCCUACGCAGGUAAAGAAGUACGACUCGAAGGCGGCGGUGGCGGGAACACCCAAGACCUUCAGCACCGGGGAGGACAUGGUGGAAGUCAAGGAGGAAGGUUCCGAGAAGAAGAAAAAGAAGAAGGAUAAGAGCGCGAAGAAGGCCAAGAAGGCGGCGGCGUCAGAGGACACCAACGGUAACGCCGCGUCGUCGACGGUAAAGGAGGAGGGGGACUUGGAAACGCCAAAGAAGAAGAAGAAGAAGCGGAAAUCCGUGGGAGGCGAUGUUGACGAGGCAGGGGACAGUGGCGAGGCAUCAGCAGCAGCAGCGGCGCCAUCCUCGAAAAAGAAGAAAAAGAGGAAAUCUGUCGGCGGGGACGUGGGCGCCGAGGUGGACGGGGACGGGGGCGAGGGAUCGGAGAAGAAGAGGAAGAAGAAGAAGAAGAAGGAAGAGGCAUAGACAGAGAGGGGUUGCAUUUCACGAAUUUGCUUUGAACCCAGCUCCUUUCGAUGUACCAUAGGAAACACCUGAAGAAGUGUGCAUUAUUCCUAGGAAGUGAGGUCGAUAGAUUUAGCUUCUUGUGCUAUCUUGGCACUGCGUGAAUUUUCGGCGUUGGGUGAUGAUGCAGCAACAGGGUUUCCGUAAUGGUGCUUGGUUGUCUGGUACGUGUCCUGCUGUGCUUCACUAAACGUCUCCUUUG
Messenger RNA from Ectocarpus siliculosus, 1921 nucleotides. Lineage: Eukaryota; Phaeophyceae; Ectocarpales; Ectocarpaceae. The record is from the annotation of a GenBank genome assembly.